Molecule: messenger RNA, 978 nt
Organism: Parnassius apollo (apollo)
Lineage: Eukaryota; Metazoa; Arthropoda; Insecta; Lepidoptera; Papilionidae
Source: the annotation of a GenBank genome assembly
AUGCCCGCGCUCUGGCAGGCAUCUCAGCGUCCUAUGUACAUUAGAACUGUAUGGAUCGACGGAUUUCGACACGCGAUCUUAACACACGACGAUCCACAUUACAUCGAACUGAACGCUAAGAGACGGAGACCUCAUUCGUCGGCGAGCAUCAACCCUAAACGGAAAGCUCAAAGCUCGCGACUCAGCCAUCACAGCGAUUCGAGUUGUUUGAGAAAACUCGACCUUAUAAUCAAAAGCGAUAGAAUCAUAACCGCUCAGGAUCCAGACAUUGAGAAACUUAAUUUAACGGAAGUGGAAGUAGAUGACGAUUACGUUCUUAAAACAUCUCCACGGCCACAUUGUAAUACUGACAAUUUCCAAUCAAAAACCGAAUCAGUAGAUAUGAAGGCUGUAAAAAGCAACAGAACAGCAAGAACUAACGUAAGAGAAAACACCGAGUUAUCUGACAGGGUGCUGCAAUGGUUGGACUUAGCUGGGAAAGUUGAUUUAAUAGCAUCUGAAAACCCGGAGCGUUUGUGUCAGCCUAGACACAGUUGUCCAGAGACGCAACGGCGUAAUCUAACUAAAUCCCGCACUGUUACUGAUUUAAAAGUCAGAGAGUGCAGGUCUGUACCGUCGACAGAGUCUAAAAUAAGUGAUUCAAUCGAUCGACAAGAGCUCUACGUACCAACAUCGGCGACAACGAUCGAAAACUACGCGAGACAGUCACGAAUUGUCAAAAGCACGCCACGAGAGAAACACGUGAAAACAAAAGAAAACAAAAAGGUCACAGACAUUCGAACAAAUGUUGUCGACACGAGACUGAAAAUGAUCAAUGAAAGGAGUGCUAUGGAGAAACAGUACGCCGAAUUGAUUACCAAGAAAAUAAUACCAAAUCUGAGUAACGCAAAGAAACAGGUGCACAUUUUUAUGCCGGAGGCAAUAGCAAAGAAACUUGGCUCCACUGGAACCGGAAGUUUACUGUCACAGAAAUCUUAA